UUUUUUUUUUUUUUUUUUUUGGUUCUUUUUUUCUGGAGCUGGGGACCGAACCCAGGGCCUUGCGCUUCCUAGGCAAGCGCUCUACCACUGAGCUAAAUCCCCAGCCCCUUGGUUGAGAAUUCUUACAUCUCUGUUCAUCAGGGAAAUUGGGUUGUAGUUCCUUCCUUCCUUCCUUCCUUCCUUCCUUCCUUUCUUUCUUUCUUUCUUUCUUUCUUUCUUUCUUUGUUUCUUCCUAUUGUGUUUUUAUCUUGUUUUGGUACCAGUGACACUGGCUAUACAGAGUGAAUUUGUCAGUGUCUCUUCCUUUCCUACUUUGUGGAACAGUUUGAGGGGUGGUGUUCUUAUAUCCUCUUUAAAAAUUUGGAACUUGGGGCUGAGAGAUGGUGCUUUUCAAGAGGACCAGAGUCUGAUACCCAGCACUCAGUUCACAACCAUCUUUAACACUGGUCCCAGGGGAUCCUGGAGGAUCUGACAUCCUCUGCUGGAUUCCACAGGCACUGCCUGCGUGUACUGCAUGGAUUUACACAUGAGCAAAAACACUGGAAUUAAUUAAAUUAGUACAACAAAAAACAUUGUUAAAAACAAAGUUUAGGUUUCGUUGUGAGGAGACUUUUAAUUAAUCACUGCUUCAAUCUCAGAGUUUUAGGUAUGUCUAAAACGUUUCAAUCUUUUUUAUUUGUUUUUGUUUGUUUGAUUUUUGAAACAAGAUUUCUCUGUGUAGCCCUGGCUAUCCUGGAACUGGCUCUGUAGACCAGGCUGGCCUUGAACUCAGAGAUCGGCCUGCUUCUGCUUCCUGAGUGCUGGGAUUAAAGGCGGGUGCCACCAUCCCCUGACUUGUUUCGGUUUUCCUAAACUAGAGAUUUUAAGACGUUUCCCUGAGAAGACCAAGAAAGAGAUUAAACAAUGUGGAACUACAGGGAGGUAAGGCAAAGGGAGGGGCUUAGAUUGGGAAAGAUUAGUGAAUUCUAGGUGCCUGCUGGGUUUGAUGGCACACAACUUUAAUACCAAACUCAAGAGGCAGAAGCAACUGGAUUUCUUUGAGCCUGGGGGGCAGCCUGGGCUGCAUAAUGACAGCCUGUCUCAAACAGUAAGUAAAAUAAAGUAAAUGGAGGUGUAGAAGAUGAUGGGAACUGUCGAGACUCCAUUGCUCAUAGCUCCUUAUGAGCAUGUGUGCAUCUCCAUAACCCGGGCUUGCUGUCUUGUGUCCACGGUGUGCAUCAGUCAGCUGGCUUUUGUUCCAGUUGUGUUGUGUAAUGAACUCUAGAGCUCUUCUUCGGAGUGAUGAUUUUUUUUUUUCCCCACAGAGGACAUCAGCUGUAAGUAAGUUCAGGACCAUGGUUUUGUGGCUUCUCUCUAGUUGUCAGUCAGCCAGAAGGUUUGUUCCAAAAGUGUCCACUUAUUCUGAGACCUGGGACAAGGGAGCUGCUUCUGUUUGGUGUGCACCAUUUUCAUAGGUGAGAGAUAGAGCAAGAAAGAGAUGAUUUGAUUGAUGCCUUUCCAAACACCCUCUGUAGAUGUCUGUCCAAGCAUCCUCUCUCUCUCUCUGUGGAUGUCUGUCCAAGCAUCCUUUCUGUGCCAGAACAUUGUCACUCUCACCGUUUCCAGUAGCCACAGCCAUACCUGCGACCAAGUAAAAGGGGCAGGUUUAUACUUUGCCAAUUUUCAGGGAAUCAGUACUUGGAGAUAAAUCAUCCAGCUCUGUCGAGUGCUUUAAUUGCACUCUGACCUCACUCUUGUCUUUAUGACUUCAUCCUCUCGGGACCUGCCCCAGCAUCGGGAGUUACUACAAGUCCUGGAACCCUCGUAAACAAUGGGGAUACACGGGACAGAGGAAGAAUUCUCAUCCUGGCCUGUUCUCAUUGGGAUGGCACAGGAUUUCAUUAGGCACAGGUGGUCUUCAGAUGGUAUACAUUUGAAACCCCACGACUUGCUUGUAUCUGGAAUUCUCCAUCGAACAUUUCGGACUGUGACUUACUGUAGAUAACCCAAACCCCUCAACCUGUUCUUCAGAUUAGCUUUGCAAACGGGGCUCCUCUGUCAGGGGCUCACCCCUGGUUUUUCCUCCCAUACUAGUCUACUUUCCACCGUGACAAAAUUAAGAGGAAAUGACCAAAUUAAGAAGAAGAAAGGCUUAUUUAGGCUCAUGCCGUCAGCUGUUUCAGUCCCCAGUCGCUUGGCUCUGACGCUUUGAUGGUAGCACAGCACAGCAUAGAGCAUCCCACGUGGGCUGAUUCCUCUUCUCCAGCCUCUGCUUCAACCUUGUAUCUUGCAGCACAUCCUGCCCCCGAGAAUCUUGUGAGGCACCAAACAAUUGGGCAUUUUUUGUUAAGAGGGCAUCAGAUCUCAUGGUUGUUAGCCACCAUGUGGUUGCUGGGAUUUGAACUCAGGACCUCUGGAAAGAGCAGCCAGUGCUCUUAAUUGCUGAGCCAUCCCUCCAGCCUGUGAUUCGGUAUUUUGAGCUUUCCAAGCACACGUGAGGGACCUAAUUCUUGACCUCUGCCCCGCAUGCUCCAACUUCUGCUCCGGCCUCAGGAAUUACUAUUACUCCUUGGACCCUCUUUCCCCUACUUACAAUGUCCCUUUACUUCCUCCCAAGUCUACUCUCUACAGACUCCUACUCAUCCUUCAAGACUCAGUCGAGCCGCUGUCCUUUCUCUGACAUCAGUCUCCGCGUCGUGGCAUCCUGCAGGGUGGGCCUCAGCUAUGUGUCUGCCAGAUGUCACUAUUUCUUCCCUCCUGAGCUGUGAGCUGAGAGGGUUUGAGAAUUCAUGGUUAUGAACCACAGAGUUCCUUGGCUGGUGCACACCGGUGCUGGUGUGGCCUGUGGAGAUCACGGCCUUGGUUGAGCCUUAGCUUACCUUUACCCCCCUCCCCCUUUUCUUUUUUUUUGGUUCUUUUUUUCGGAGCUGGGGACCGAACCCAGGGCCUUGCGCUUCCUAGGUAAGCGCUCUACCACUGAGCUAAAUCCCCAGCCCCUCUCCCCCCUUUUUUUAACUGAUAUGUUUUUGCUUACACUGUGGGUGCGCCUGGUGUCUGCAGAGGUCAGAAGAAGGUCUUGGAUCCCUUGGAACCAGAGUUAUAGACAGACGAUUGUGAGCUACCAUGUGAGUUCGAGGAACAAACCUAGGUCUUUAGAAGAACAACACAGCUCCUAACUUCUGAGCCGUCCCUCUUCAGCCCCAUGCCUCAGUCCUUGAUGGCUGUGAGAUCUGAGUCCUGCACCAGAGGUUGGCUACCAGGAAUGUUGCCUUCCCUCCUGAGAGGAGGCUGGCCGGAGGCAUUGGGGAAGUGAAAGAGUGGUUGAGAUUUAGGCCAGACUGGUCACCAUUUAGGCCAGAGAGGUCACUAUUUCACAUGCCUAUUUACCCAGAAUUAUUUCUGAGAAUCCUUCCGGAUCUAAAAAGAGGAAGUCAGGAUAGAUUGUCCAAGUCUCUAGCCAGGGCUGAGUUGAUCUGAUGCCCAGUCUCCACAUGGAGACCGCAGAGCUCUGGGGUGCAGACAUGGGCUGUGGGAAUGUCCUGUGGGAGCGAGGCUCUACCCAGAGUGAGCUAAUACGGAGGAGGAACAUGCAGUCAAAGAGAGGCCUGGAAGCUGAGGGGAGAGAGGGCUUGGCGCUUCUUAGAGGCUGGAGAGAGACAGGCCCUGCAAUAAAGAACUCACCUGACUACCCAUUGAUUACAGGACUCUGGGAGGAGUCUCAGAGUUGAUAAGUUCAGAAUUGUCUGCAGAGUGGACAGUCUAGAAGUGAGAUUGUGUGGUCAAUGAUUUCCCCAUUUUACCCGUAUGCAAACUGAGGCUUAGAGUGCGCGUGUCUUGGCCAAAAAUGAAGUGGGAGAAGUGAGUCAUGCAAGCCAGCUCUUGAAUUCCAACGGUGAGGCUUGGAGUCCCUGAUAGCUCCAAGGAGAAAGCGUGUGUGUGUGUGUGUGUAUGUGUGUGUGUGUGUGUGUGUGUGUGAGAGAGAGAGAGAGAGACAGAGAGACAGAGAGACAGAGAGACAGAGAGACAGAGACAGAGACAGAGAGACAGAAAGAUGGACAGAUAGAGAGACAGAGAGACAGAGAAAGAGACAGCGAGACAGAGAGACAGAGACAGAAAGAGACAGAGAGAUGCGGGAAAUGCUACAGAGAGAAGUUAAGACUAAUCUUGUCAUACACACACAGCCCCUAAACCCCACUUGGCCACAUUCUUGCCGGAUAACAGGCCACCAUACCUAGAUUAAGAGGUACUGAGGACCAAACUCAUGUCUUCUUGGAUGUUAGACACUCUCCCCACUGAGCUACAGCCGAGACCCUAGGACUUGCUAUUAACCAGACUUUCAUUGGCACCCACGGGCCUCUCUCUCCUCGGGAGCUUUGCUCAGGAGGUCAAUGGUUCUCAACCUGUGGGUCGAGACCCCUUUGAGAGUCCAAUGUCCUUUUCAUAUGACCCUCAGAAAACAGAUAUCUAUAUUGCAAUUCAUAGCAGUAGCAAAUUUUCAGUUAUGAAGUAACAAUGAAAUUAAUUCUAUGGUUAGAGGGGUCACCACAACACGGGUAACUAACUGUAUUGAGGGGCUGCAGCGUUAGCAAGGUUGAGAACCACUGGUCUAGUUUUGGUCUGUUUUGCAGCUUAGGCCACUGGAAAGGAGGCUGUGGGCUGAAAGUGAGGUGGCCAUAUCCUACCUGGUUCUAGGGUGUUUGUGGGAGCCUCAGUUUCCCUGCCAGCCAAACAGCACAGGGCACAGAUUGACCCAGCAAUCUUCCCGAACAGCUAAACAGAAGACCAAGGGAAAUGAAUUCUCAAAGCAAAACCCACAGAGAGGAAGUGUCUGUUACUCCCAGAAGAAUCCCAACUUGUCAGCUUGUUCUUCCCUGUAGAGAUGAGGAAGUCGGUUUCUAGAUGCACCUUCCUGAAGACUCACUGUGGCUCUGCCAGGUGUGCAACGUUCGCACAACUUCCCUCACUCCGUUCUUGAGUUUGCUAAUUCGCUCAGGUUUGAUGGAGCCUUGCUGGGCUCCGCAGAUGCCUGUGGAGAGGUUAGCUCAGGGAGACAGUGCCUCGACAUCUGAGUGUGCGCUGAGUCUCCCAAGUCCUGAUUGCAUCUGAGGUGACUAGACGGCUUCCUGCAGAUGUGAUCUUCACACCUAGAGUGACAAGGGAUGAGGCAGAGGAACCCUUGGCGAGAGCCAACCAGUCCUUCCUGUAGCUGCUCCAGGAUGCAGAGAACUCUGUUGGCUGGAGGGCAGAAAGGAAGUCAGGGGAGGCGGCAAGCCUGGUACCUACCGGUCAGCUGCCCAGAGUGGUAUUAUUAGUGUUAGCAACACCCAGAGAACAACUGCCUGUCUUCCCCCUUCUUCUAGAAGGUGGUGAAUGCUUAUGUGGAAGUCCAGCUGUCUCUAGGAGGAACUUGUCUGGCAUCGGGUUGGGGAGAAGCCAGGACACUCGCAAUAUCAGCACUUGGCUCCCCAAAGUUGCUGCCUGAGAACCAAGGGAAGGUGCAGGGAGAACCCCCAGUGGUUUGGUAUUUUCCGUCUGUCCGUCUACAUUCCGUUGAUAAAGGUCAGUUUCCAAGCACCCCUCUAAAGCCCACACGUUGAAGCUCUGUUCCCACCGGGGGAACUUGAAGAAGCGGGACCCAGAUGGAGGAAGGUCUCCGGUCACUGCAAGUGUGUGCUUGAUGGAACAUUAGGUUCCUUGCUGAAAGGAAAAGUACCAGCCCCGGACACCAAGACAAGGAGUUGGAGCCCUGUACCUUCCUUUCCUCUGAGCCCUGUCUCCUUCGGCAGGCGGGAGCUCCAUAGAACUCGGUUGCUCUGCUGUUUGCUUUGGAGAGGACACAGCGGACAAUGAGGUUGACUAUGAACUCAAGAGAUAUACUUACCCCAGUCUCCUGGAAUUAAAGGCCUGUACCGCCUUGCCUGGACCUAAGAUUAUCAUGGUUACUAUGCCUCAAGAUCUCCACGUCAAGGUCUCCAUGUCAAGAUCCAAGUCAGAAACAAGUCUUCUAUCCUCAAGAUCUGGAUCACAGGAGAAAAUAAUGAAUGUCAAGGGGAAAAUAAUCCUGUCGGUGCUGAUGGUCUCAACCGUGCUUGUCGUGUUUUGGGAAUAUGUCAACAGGACCCACAGUUAUCAAGAAGAGGACAUAGAGAGAGCGAGAGAAAAGGGGAGAAAUGGAGACAGCAUUGUAGAGCCUCAGCUCUGGGACUGGUUCAAUCCAAAGAACCGCCCGGAGGUUUUGACGGUGACCCCGUGGAAGGCGCCGAUUGUGUGGGAAGGCACUUACGACACAGCUCUGUUGGAAAAGUACUAUGCCAGACAGAAAAUCACUGUGGGGUUGACAGUUUUUGCUGUGGGAAAGUACAUUGAGCAUUACUUAGAAGACUUUCUGGAGUCUGCUAACAAGUACUUCAUGGUCGGCCACCGGGUCAUAUUUUACGUCAUGAUGGACGACACCUCCAGAAUGCCGGCCGUCCAUCUGAGUCCUCUGCAUUCCUUGCAAGUGUUCGAGAUCAGGUCUGAGAAGAGAUGGCAGGAUAUAAGCAUGAUGCGGAUGAAAACCAUCGGGGAGCACAUCCUGGACCACAUCCAGCACGAGGUUGACUUCCUCUUCUGCAUGGACGUGGACCAAGUCUUUCAAGACAACUUUGGUGUGGAGACCCUGGGCCAGUUGGUAGCUCAGCUCCAGGCCUGGUGGUACAAGGCCAGCCCUGACGAGUUUACCUAUGAGAGGCGGGAACUCUCGGCAGCCUACAUUCCAUUCGGAGAGGGGGAUUUUUACUACCACGCGGCCGUUUUUGGAGGAACGCCCGUUCACAUUCUGAACCUCACCAGGGAGUGCUUUAAGGGGAUCCUCCAGGACAAGAAACAUGACAUAGAAGCCCAGUGGCAUGACGAGAGCCACCUCAACAAAUACUUCCUUUUCAACAAACCCACUAAAAUCCUAUCCCCGGAGUAUUGCUGGGACUAUCAUAUAGGCCUGCCCUCAGAUAUUAAAAAUGUCAAGAUAGCUUGGCAGACAAAAGAGUAUAAUUUGGUGAGAAGCAAUGUCUGACUUCAAACGUGAUGGAAACCUGACACCAUUAUUCUGGUGAAUCCCUCUAAAAAGCAGUAACACUUGAUUUCAACUUUAAAAAAAAGUCCCCAAAUCAAAACCCACCACCAUGGCAUACACGUAUGAAUUCUCCUUAUAACCUUGAGCCUUGUAAUAUGUGAGAGGGUCUAUGGUAAGUAAUCAGGUAUAAAUUCUCAGUGAUUCCUUAUAUAUUCCGGGUUUUGGGGGUCAUACUAACUAAAUAAGCAGGAAUGGAAAUUAAUUUGCAUUAGGUAAAGAAGACACAAGAACAUUCUGUCCAGUGUGUCAGAUAACUCACUAUAGGCCAGGGUGUUGAGAGAAGCAUUUGGCAGCAGGAUGGGUUGGGUCAGAGCUAGGGGGCUCCGUCCCCUUGGUUUCAUUGUCUUCCUCCUCUUGGAGAUUCUAAAGAAACACAGAGAGGUUUUGCAACCAGAGGACUUCAGGAAGGAUACCAAUGAGAUCGUCAAAGUCUUUAAAUCUGACUCUGGCUUCCAGGAGCUGCUGGCAGUCCAGGCCCUGUGGUGCAUAAUGAAGGCAGAGAGUGCCACUAGGUAUCUUGGUGGCACAUGUUCAGAGUCCCAGGAACUAUGGGGGUGACAACUAUGCUCUGGUGGAGGGACAUAGGGUAUGGUGUUGGUGUAGUUACAAACACAGGCAGGUUUCUCAACAACGACCAACAGCAGGGAUCGAACAGAAAGUGCAUUUUGUUUUACCCAAAUCCUGUUCACAUUGUUAGCCUUGUGUGUGGAGUCCUGUGGAGAGGGGAGGAGAGUACCUCAGUGGACUGAGGAGAAGGACCCAGUUUUUAUCAGAAGGCAAUCUGUCAUCAUCUGGUCCUACCAUCUGCUCUGAACCUCAGAGUUCCUCAGCCCACCAUGUUCUAGUAUGGAGGACUGACACGGAGCCAGUGACGGAAGACAAAGCCCUCCGUCACAUGACCUCAUGCCUUGUCUGCACUAUGCAAGUAUGACAGCCAGACAGAUGUACCAGGCAACGUGGUUAACUGACUUCAUGGCGAUGGGAGAUGCAGUCACCACGACCAAGCAGCUGAAGGUUCAGUUCCCUUCUCUGAGAGAAGUGUGAGAGCCUGUCUAUGAGUGGUUCUUAACCUGUGGGUCGCGACCCCUUAGGUAUGAAUGACCCUUUUCACAGGGGUCGCCUACGACCAUUGGAAAGCACAGACAUUUACAUUAUGGUUUGUAACAGUAGCAAAAUUACAGUUAAUGAAGUAGUAACGAACAUGAUUCUGUGGUUGGGGGUAACCCGUAUCGUGAGGUCACAGUAUCUGGGAAGCAGAGAACCAUUUCUCUAUAUGGGUAUUUAAGCAAAUAAGUCGAUCUGUAUUUCUGUGUACACAUAUAUUUAUAUUUUGCUUGUCUUCCCGUCUAGGUCAUCAGUUUCUACCUUUAAGCCAUUUAUUUAAAAAGCUAUUGCACUGUCUUGGUGAACAGUGUGUGGGGCUUCAAUAAAAAAGGGUCUUGUGCGUGUCUACAUGGUUCCACCUCUUACUUAAAAAAACAAAAAAGUCGCAUAUCCCAAGGCAACAAACCCCACAGAAUUCCCGAACCAAUGGGCGUUGCAAAAGGAAGUGGAGCCUGCACAUCUGUUAAGAAUUCUGCCUGUCUAUCUCUCACCUUGUGCUAGAUCCAGUCUAAAGUGGGAGGGUUUAAUGGUCCUGAACCAAAGAAAUAAUCGGUUCUGAAAGUGUAGGGGAGAAGACAGAAGGAAUUUGGAGCGAAUUGAUUUUUCUAAAUAAAAAUGCAUCUACAAUUUAAAUUCCUAAUGAGUAAAUUUAGGAUUUUAUUAAAGGUGAUGUUUAGACAUUUCUAAAAUAUACAUUCUGGUUUACAAUCAAAUAAAUUAUUUUCUCAGUA
Messenger RNA from Rattus norvegicus (Norway rat), 8925 nucleotides. Lineage: Eukaryota; Metazoa; Chordata; Mammalia; Rodentia; Muridae. The record is from RefSeq and is a predicted model, not a curated record.